AUAAAACUGUGUCACUGUCUUCACUUCACAAAGGAAACCCUUUCUGGAUAAUUUGCCAUGUCUCUGAAAAUGUUUCAAAUUCUGGUGUCUGCUCUGCUGUUUGCAGCUUCUGUUUCAGGUGUCCUUGGAGCACCUUUUCUGACAGAAGAAUCAGCAAAUCAAUUUAUACGACUUAAACGACACAUACUAUAUCCUCAGAGCUCCUGGGACCCAAGCAGCAGCCAGAAUUCAUGGGCACACUCUGUGGCUGAACAGAUUAGUCAGUCAUGGGCAGCUUUGAGAGACACAGCAAAGUACUACAUGGACUUGGACCCUCAAUCCUUCAAUCCCAUCUUUUCUAGUGACAACAUCAGAUCUUAUGUGGACCAGCUACAGAAGUCUGGAACUUACCUCCAGCAACAGACAAGGACAUGCUAUUAAAUCCUACCCAUCUUGUAUCUAUGUUAGGAUAUGGUGUGUUAUGUAUUUGACAUUAUGUAUUUGAUAAGACGACUUUAUCUCAUCCAACUGUCUAAACCCAAAAUUAAUACACUAAUUCUCUGCAUAUUUUAUACUCAGAACUAAGAUCUAACUCCUAGUAAAUUGAAUAAGAAGUUUAAGAAAAACAAUCGUGAACUUUAAGCAGAUUGAGUUAAAAAAAAAAUCCAGUGUUUUCAGGAAAAUAUUUUUUUUGACUAAACAAUUGUUCUAAAAUGUACAUUCCUGCUUCUGUGACUGAAAACCACAUUUUUACUUCUCAACACUUCCUUUAGCUACACUUCUGAGAGACAAGUAAGAAAUGAAAAUCAGUUAUUUUGGGUGGGUAAGAGAUGUAGAGCACAUGUGCUUCACGUAUAGCUCCGUACUUCAGGUGCAUUUGUGUUUUUUCAAGUACUGGGAACAAAUCAAUAGUAGGCAAUGUAGUGUACAUCUCUUCAUGUCCAUGCUUUGCUUUCAUCAUUUAAACUUCUGUACUUGGUCUUGGAUUCCCAAACCAGCUGAAUCCACAGCUACUACUGUGAGUUGGUUUUUUUCUUACUCCUUGGAGUUAGGAAUUCAUGGAAACAUUCACUACUCCUUUUCUAAAAAAAUGGUGAUGACAAAUGUUCUUUCUGCCAAGUUCUUGAGUUUGGAAGUUUCCUGGUUCCUAUUAUUGCACCUUAUUUGAGAACAUCUUUGAAGAAAGGAUUGGGGUCCCAUGUUUCUUUUGAGUGUUGUUAACAUAUUUGUAACAAUUAAAAGGCUUUUUCAAGCCUGGUCAAAAUUUCUGCAUCAACAAGGAGGACCUGUUAGGUAAAACAAGAUGUAUGGUAAACUUAUAAUAAAAAGGCAGGUGAAGGAAGGCAAUUUUUGCUCACCUUUACCUCCAAAGAGCA
Molecule: messenger RNA, 1355 nt
Organism: Myiozetetes cayanensis
Lineage: Eukaryota; Metazoa; Chordata; Aves; Passeriformes; Tyrannidae
Gene: CUNH3orf85
Product: chromosome unknown C3orf85 homolog
Exons: 4
Coding region: 58-420 (120 amino acids)
Source: RefSeq, a predicted model, not a curated record